Messenger RNA from Temnothorax curvispinosus, 7291 nucleotides. RefSeq lists its product as uncharacterized. The transcript has 21 exons. Gene Ontology annotation, molecular function: ATP-dependent DNA damage sensor activity; ATP binding; mismatched DNA binding. Gene Ontology annotation, cellular component: nucleus. Bases 571 to 7263 code for a protein of 2230 amino acids. NCBI's taxonomy places the organism in Eukaryota, Metazoa, Arthropoda, Insecta, Hymenoptera, Formicidae. The record is from RefSeq and is a predicted model, not a curated record. Gene Ontology annotation, biological process: chiasma assembly; mismatch repair.
CCGGAGCGACAGGUAGCGGUAACGUACGUCGCGCGCUCGCGCACUCCGCCCUACUCCUUCCUCCCCUUGCCGCCUCGUGCGAUGUAAACACGGCACACCGCGUUCGGCAGGUGGUCGCAGCUGCGUACGCGCGCGCGCGCGGUGCGGUACCGUUUUUGCGCCGCGUGUUUUCGAGAACGCGGAAGAACGUCUACGAGGGGGAGGUUCCCCAUCGUAAUCGCGUCGUGAUCACGUCCGCGUUUGGCAGUCGACAGUGAUCGUGACAAGUGCGUGACAUCCGUCCGGUCGUCCGCAGCUCGCCCGCGCGAUCCAGAGCGCGUAGUGAAUGAUUUUUUUCACUCUCUCUCCAGACGGUGCAGUGUGAUCUCCCGUGCUCCAUCCGCGGACCUGGGUUCGCGAGUUCGAGUGUCGCGUCGAGGAGUUGCCUUCCCGGACACAGUUCGCUUUCCUCACCGUCUGAGACAGCCCGGCGGCGACGGCGUCGUGGGAAAGGGAGCAACGCCGCGGAUCUAUCGAUGCAAGAUGAAUGGCGAAUCGUGCGCACCAUAGAGACGCCAGGUCGGCAUAGAAAUGGGCAACAACGGCAGCAGCUCCCAUCAAUAUUGCGCGUCCAGCGGGCCGUCGCAGGAGAUCGCUGGACGCGGGUGGACGCAGUCCUUCCCCCGGGAGCUGAGCAGGCAUCACCCUCAGCAGCCGACGGGACACAAGGUCCUGCCGGAGCCGCCCAAUCAGCGGCUACGCGCCACCAAUAAUGGAAGCAUCAUUCACAACGGGGGAACCAUAAGCGGCCGCCGGCCGCCGGCCCUCACGCUUCCGCACGACCUUAAUAAGCAGGGAAUAUUUCGCAGCCGCAGCACCUCGGCGUCGAACAUCGGCGCGUCACGUAGCCGCAAGCUCGAACACCAUUGCUGCUACUACGGGAACGGGUCGAGAUGCUGCAUGGAGAACGAGAUGCAGGAGCUCAAGAGAUUCGGCAGCGAGCCCGAUUUGCGGUACUCGCCGAUGGCGCGGGAGGCGGCGCGCUGCAACGGGAAGCAGCAGCAGCAACAGCAGCAUCAGCACGCGAUGGAGCACCGGCAUUGCGGAAGCGGGCAUUAUCCCGAACGAGAGUGCAGGGAGCGAGAGAGUCGGUACAGGGGCAAGAAGAAAUACAAGGCACCGGCGCCGCCGUCAAACGGCGUCGUUGAUGGAUCGUCCCCAGAUUCUUACAGGAACCUUGUUCCUAGAUAUACAGAAUCUGGUCAGGAUCGACCGGGUGGUUGCCGCGGAGAGGAGGUCCAACCGCCGCCGAGGCGGUCGCGCCUCUUCAAAACGCGAGCGGAAACGAAGAGAGCGCAGGUCAACUGGCUCUCUUCUUCCUCGUCGUCGCAAACACACGCUAUCGCGGAACGCUGCGAGAACGGUGGCAGCGGGCUGGAGAACGAGCGACGGUGGCGUGGUGAGGAUGGCCGCGUCGCCAACAAGGAGAACAGGCUCGUUUGGCGUGAUCAGAGCAACCAUCUCCAUCAGGAUCGUUGGUGCCGGGAUGAGCAUAGGCGUUCGCGAAUCUUUGAUGGCAAGAACACGCUGCAGAGAAGCAUGAGCAGCCCGGAGUUCCAAGCGGAGUUGAUGCAAGUAGCCAGGAAGGUGCGCAAUAAGCUCAAUUGCGGGGGCAGAUCAUCUGUAGAGUCGGCAAACUUGGAACGCAACAGCGACGCUGAUCGAUGCACAAAAGAGCCGAAGAUCGAGGAGGUGAAAAGGCCGGAAAAGAGAUCAGCGAGGAACGAGGAGAGUUGUCCUGAAGAGCGCGUGAUCGAGGACAGGAUGGUCGAGGAGAGGCGGCUACCUGAUCGUUGUAAUCGAUCCGAAAAUAAGCACAACUCGUAUGACGAGCACAAAGGGAACGCUCGUGAUCCCGGGAGGACUAAGGACUACUUGGAGGAGAGGCAAGCGGAGGCUGUAUCGGGCGGAAAGAGACGACUCGUCGAGAAACCGGCAAUAUUCGACGAAUACUCCGCGAUGCACCCGAAAGAACCUCUUCGGAAAGGUCCAAAGGAUCGCGUGGACGCCGUGGGGCAGUCCUCGGGAGAUAAACUCUCGUCGGAGAAACAACGGAGGGAUCUUCUUGAGGACUAUCAACGAGCGAAGAGUGUCGCGAAGAGCCGGAAGUAUGAAAACGCGGCGGACUCCGGGAGAACCAGAUCGGAGAGUCCGGUGAGGCCUUACAUCAGGGUCACAGAUCCUCGCGGGCAGGGUUCCGGGAGGGAAAGCACGCCUGAGCGAACGAGCGAGGCCAAAGAAAGAGAGAAGGAGAGAGAUCCCGAUCGUAGAUGGCGGAAGAGCGACGUUAGGAAUACUGAUGGCGCGCCGGACGAGAAGAGAUGGUCCUGCGAACCUGUUCCCGCGACGGCGGAGAAGAAAGAUGCAAAAUCCAAAGAGAAGCUCGCGAGGAAACCAGAAGCCAAGGAUGUCCGCGAGAAAAAUUGGCACGUAUUGCCGUCACCUGAGAAAUCCGCACCGAAGACCUUCUACUUCGGCAUGGACGAAGCGUUAUCGAAUGAGUCACGGAAUUGCGUGGACCAGCACAUGGAGCAAAUACAAUCCAGGUUGCAGACCAGACAAAUCAAUGGAUCAAUCGAAUGCCACGACUACACAGAUGAUGGGAAAAGCGGAAUCGAGGAUAUCUCAUUAAAAUUGCGACCUACGUUACCUAAGAAACAGUUGGAAAUCCCGCGAUUUUCACCAUCGGCAGCGUGGAGAUUACUGUCAGCGUUAGAAGCACCUGGACCAACCAUGAGCACGGCGAGCGAGGAAAUUCCGGUGAUGUUCGAGGAACGUAUCGAACGUCUGUCGAGGCCGCCUCCGCCGCUGAUCGUACUCGGUCCGCGAAGUUCGCAUGAUAAAUCUGGCGAUUCUGGUAUAUCCGGGGAUGCCGGCGCGGCCAAUGACGACUCAUUGGACAUUAGCACCAAUACCAAUAACAACCGAUUGAAGACACCGGCGACGAGACCGACGUGGACGCCGCAACAGGAUCUAGGCGAGGAGUCCAGCAGUGACGCCGGAGUGGAUUCGCCGCCGCCGAUGCCGACCCCGGUGAAAUUUCCGCCUAGGGCGCACGUAUUCUCGUUGUCGUUGCCACGCGACGACAAUCGCAUGUACUUGUAUAAUCCGGAUCUGAAGAAUAAGGAGGGUUCAACCUUCAAUUCGCUGCAGAAGUUGAAGAGGUCGGUGUCGGGCGCCCUCGGACUCGGACCGCUAGACUUGGAGAGGAAACGCACUCGCGACGUUCUCGACGAUAAUUGGCUGCUGUCGACAAGCGCCCCGACGUCGUUGCAGCAUACCCAGAUCACGGACGCAACGCGAUCCUCGCCACCCGGUUGGAAGCCCGGCUUCGACGAUGAGGAUGAGGACGAGGUUUUAGUAGAAGACCUGGAGGAUCGCGGUGACUUUCCUGUGAUCAUGAAGCCGCCCUCGUUUUCGUACUUGGCCUCCGGCGGUCAUGUAAUGUACUUGCCUGAAUCUAAUGACUCUCAAUAUCAGUCGCAGAGUUUGAACUACAGGAGCAACAUGGCAGUGGAAAGUGAAAAGAAUUCUGGUAACGGCUCCGGAUCAAAGUACCGCAAGAACGGUGUGGACGAAUUCAGGAAACCUAGCAAAGAUGUAGAAAAGACGAGCAAGCAGCCCAAAGAAUCAGUCAUUUUGAAAGAAAAACCUUUCGCGAACGAUGCAAAAGUGAAUACUAGAUUUUCCAAAUCGUGUGACAACAUUUCUGAGAUGAAACAACGAAGUACUUCGCCGGUCGGUGGUCAGCAAAAUUUGCAGGAUGAUAAGGAAAUUGCGCCGGAAGUCAAAGCACCGUUAAAGAGCAACUCGAAAGGCCGUAGAUUCACAUUUCAGAGUACUGUGCGGCAGAUUGAGAGGCGUAGAUUAGCGGAAAAGCUAUCGCGGGAGGCGGAAGCCAAGGAAAGACAGAGGAAAGGUGAGCUGGAAGCGAUGCGUAAGGUAGAGGAGGAAUUCCAACGAAAACGAGCUAGAGAGAAGGCGAAUAUUAGGCAGCAACUUCGCUUGUACAGCAUGGAUGAAAACCUGAGUAGCUUGCCCACUGUGUGGGACAGCUCGCAGUUAUCUCGUGCGGACCCGGACGGCGCGCCAUCGUCAUCCGCGUCGUCACCCACGUCAGUCCCACCGGCGAAAUUGACGACUAUACGAAAGAGCAGCGUCAGCAGCGAUGAGUAUUUGCGUAAAAGAGCGUCCAGCGUGGAUUCUAGACAGCAGCAGCAGCAGCAGCAGCAACAGCAUCAACAGCAACCGAGGGAGUACAAAGAUUACCGGCCAAAGUAUUAUGACUGGGCGCCCACCGAGUCGUCGUCGCAUCUGGAAUAUAAGCAGACCACGGUGCAUCCUAAAGUAGUAUGCGACAUUCCCAAGAGCUCGCCCGUCUUCGUGGAUGCGCACGCGAACGUCAAUAAAACGGCGAAUCUUAGCUCCACGCCUAGAUCCGACAAUUACAGGAAAGAUUUUGCUCAUGGGGCCGUGGCGGCAAGAUCCUCCUUAGCCAGCAGCGACAGUGAGCUAUCGCAACCGAAUACGAGACCGCAUUCCAGGCAAGCCGUCAACAAGAGCAAGCCCAUACGGUCUAGAACGGGGAGGGGAUGUCAAAAAUGGAGCGAAAAGAGUAAGAAACGAUUAAUCAGGUCGGCUAGCCCAACACGCAGCGAGGAAGCCGUUAGCACAGAGGACGAGACCCCGGUGGAGCCGAUCAAACAAGAGCGAAGCCCCAUGAACGGCUUUGUAUUGAACGGAGUGCAGCCUUUCGUGAGGGAGAAGAGCUACCGACCCAUUUCUUUCAAUCCCCAACCGCCUCCGCCUAUUCCGACGAUGAUCUGGUCGAGCAAUCAAUUGGGCGCGGCCUACUACAACAUCCUCACGUCCGAGCUGUUUGUGAUGGACGAUACUUAUGACGACGGUGUUAACUUUAACAUCGCAAGGACCCUGUACAAGCAAUGCCGGCCGCGUCACGUCAUCACGAUCUCCGGCAUGUCCGACGAGUUCCUCACGGCGCUCGAGGCUCUGGUAACGUCGGAAAUGUCGAGCGAUCGGAGCGGAUUGUCGGGAUUGAGCGGCGCGGGGCCGUCGCAGGUCUCGCUGAGGGUGUUGCGGAAGAGGGAACACGGCUUCGACAGAUGCUAUCACAGGGUACGAUGUCUCAAGCUCCGGUCGGAGCCGGUGAACGCCAGCAACGUCGAGAGGCUUAUUUUCCUCCAGGGCCUGUUGAACUUCAAAUCGAUCGUCAUGAUCCACGCGCUCGGCCUGCUCUUGAUCUACAUCGACCAGCAUUGGAGCAAUAUCGCGCUGGAUCCUUCCGGCAGACCUGGCUUCGCGUCUCUGGCCAGCGUGACGUUACGUGACAUCGUCAUGAUAGAUGAUGACACUUACGAGGCGCUGAAUAUCGUGCAUGCCAGGCAUCAUCCGAGCCUUUUCAAGUGCGGCGACGCGGCAGCGAAGAAGCAAAGUGGCAGCUUAUUCAUUCUUCUGAAUCGCUGCCAAUCGCGACCCGGAGUGCAGUUUUUGUGGCAAGUAACUGCAUUUUGUAGGAAAACGUUGCGGCAUCCCACGCGAAAUGUCCAGAUUCUUAACGAGAGAUUCGAAGUCGUCGAAUUCUGUUUGAAUCCGGAUAACCAGAGUAUCGUCGAGAAUUUGACGUCGUGUUUGAAACACAUUUACCGCUUGACUAACGUUAUUCUGGAUCGAUAUUUAGCGCAGCAAGCUAAGGUUUCUGACUGGCGACGAUUACACAAGUCGAUCUCUUCCAUAAUUUACAUCGCCGACAUAUGCGAGAAACACCGCGAGAAAGUGAGGCUGUUCAACAAAAUCGUCGGUAGUAUCACGAAGGAAGUACGUUACGUCAAGUAUUUCAUCGAGUACAUAGUGGACUUUGGUGCAAAAAGAUCCGAGAAUGAUUCCAUCGUGCGCACAAAUGUGGACUCACACUUGGACAAUCUGCACCACGUGAGAAGCACUUUGCCCGAGACCCUGACACGAAUGGGGGAGAAAGACAUGAAAGACCAUCUUCCGGCCUCGGUGACGACCUGCAAGAUGGUGUACAUACCGAACAUCGGAUACCUCUUAGCGAUAACCGGAUGGAACCCGUCGCCGGCCGACAACGUCGACUUGGAAAACCUAGAGCUGAAAUUCGUCAGCAACAACAUACGUUAUUAUAAGAGCCCUAGCGCCAAAGAAUUGGAUAAUACUAUAGGAGAUAUAAUGUUGAGGAUAAAUAAACGGGAGAGUUACAUUUUGUUGAAGCUUGUGAAGUAUAUAAAUAAGCACGCUGCCUCGAUAUUCAACGCGAUUCAAUUGUGCGCCGAAUUGGACACAUUGCUGGCGUUUUACGUGGUCGCGCGAGAAUACAAUUACGUGAAACCGAACGUGGUCGACCGCCAGAUCAUAGCGGUGGAGCAGGGUCGACACCCCUUGCAGGAGUUUCUAACAACGUUUGUUCCGAAUGACAUCUAUUCCGGCGACGGAAAGAGCCUCGUGAAAAUCCUAACUGGCCCGAACGCUUCCGGCAAGAGCACUUAUCUCAAGCAAGUUGCGCUGAUCGUGUUCAUGGCUCACAUCGGCUGCUUCGUGCCGGCCAAAUCGGCCACCAUAGGAAUAGUGACUCACAUCCUGACUCAGAUCACGUCUGUGGACAGUAUCGCUCUAAAUACGAGUAUGUUUCUGCAAGAUAUGCGGCAGAUAAACUCCGCUCUUUACGCGUCCACGCCGAAUUCCAUCGUCAUUUUGGACGAGUUCGGAAACGGAACGUCCGAAGUGAGUGGCUUGUCCCUACUCGCGGCCGUGCUGAACAAUUUCGUCGAGCGAGGGACCGACUGUCCGCACAUUUUCGUGGCCACGCAUAUGCAUCGGAUAAUGAACAUGUUACCGCGAAGCCCGAUAAUCGAGGAGCAGACUUUCGAAUUUGUUACAAACGAGGACGGCUCCGUGGCGUAUCUUUACAGUUUAAUUAGUGGAAACGUGGGACGCAGCUUUGCACACGCGGCUGCACGAAGUGCCGGUUUGGACGAAAAGAUUGUUAAACGAGCAUUAGAGGUAUACGAGAAAUUUAAGGCUGGCGAGUUACCUCCACGAUUACCGGAAGCCAAAGGCCAAGACAUGGCGACGCACAUCAUCGAACAAUUACUAAAGUCAGAGAAUUUCGAUUUGGAAGAGUUGAAGAAGUUGGUCCGUCAAUUCACGGAAUCGCCAGCUGCUGCGAGGAUAAACAAUAAGAACAAUUAAGCGAAAGAAGAAAGAAGAUAUUUCGCAA